AUUCAGAUUUUGCAUGUUGGAAGGUUGAAGGAGUUUUUGCAUCUAAUUAAGGAGGGAAACAACUUCACAUCAGCACGGACUACACAGGCUUUAUUUCGGUUAUCAUUAUCCUACAACAAAUAUUUGUGACAAUUGCUUACUGAAUUUGUUCAACAACAGGAUAGCAAGCCAACCUUAUACUUUCUUUCAAUCAUGGCUGAAAAAAAGCGUGCGAAGAAUCGCAAAAAUGUAAGCUUGAAGGCCUUGAUAGACACGGGAAGCAACAAAAUUAUCUUCGUUGAGUCCAACAGUGAUUUUAUUGAUGUUCUCUUCAGUUUCUUGACAAUGCCAAUGGGAAGGAUUGUCAGGCUUGCCUGUGCAUCUUCAGUACCGAUGGAAAUAGGUUGUAUGAGAAAUUUGUAUCAGAGUAUUAAGGAAUUUGAUGUGCAUGACUUCCGGUCAAAUGCAUGUAGAGAUAUGUUGUUACUUCCCUGCAAUGCUGCUGAUUGUCAAUGCAAGAACCUCAAGUUGAAAAUUGACAAUGGUAGGCCGACACGGUACUUUCUGUGCUAUGACAAAUGCUUCUUAAGCUAUUAUGGAGAUAUCCUCUGUCCUUCCUGUACUUGUCCCUUGACAAGGGAGAUACAUUUUCCGGUGGAUAAUACUCAAGCUGGAGGAGUCUUUGUGAAAGGGCGAUCCAGGCUGAUAAUUACCGAUGAUUUACAGGUCAUAUCCCCAGUAAGUGCAGCAAGCAUUUGUUUGUUUUCGAAGCUAGGGGUCACGGAUUCUAAAACUACAGAGGAGUUGACUUUCAAUAUGGGAGUUCCGGAGGUUUUGAAUUUGCUUAUGCUUUCGUUUGUAUCAAAGACACCUUUGACUGAAACUCUUCUGAAGAACAAACCAAUACCGGAUUUGGGAGAUGUACAUUCCAGUCAAGGAACAUCGAUUGAUUCUCAAAUGCAUGGCGACACAAUCAAUGAGGAAGAGAAAAACAUUUCUCUUAAGCUUGUAGUUAGCAAGUCUAAAAAGAUUGUUUGUUAUGCAGAAGCACAAGAGGAUUUUGUUAAUCUACUCUGCAGUUUCUUGACUCUCCCACUUGGGUUUAUAUUAACAAAGAUGCGGAAUGUUUCGUGGAAAGGCUGUCUUGAUCAAUUGUACAAGAGUGUCCAAGAUCUUGAUGAGCAAUACUUGAAGUCAAAUUACCACAAGGAAUUGUUGGUCAAUCCAAAACUUGCACCCGGUUUUCGAUGCGAGAACCCUCUGUUAGGAAUCGAGGAGACCUCGUUUUAUUAUGCGGACAAGAAGUUAACUACUGACAAAUCCUGUAUUCCUGAUAAUAGUUCAGCGGAGUUGGUUAAAGUUGAUGUUGUGGAUCCCAAAUCUCAUGAAGAUAAAGAUAAAAGUGCUCAAGGAUUUCUGAGAGGACCUGCUAUCUUCACAGUGACUGACAAUCUAGUUGUAAGACCGAUAUCUCCAAUCCUUGAAAUCUCUGUUCUUCAGGAAUUGAAGGUACCUUUCACUGACAUCGAGGAUCAUACCGUGCAUGUGGGCAAGAGGGAGGCGUUGCUUCUUUUGGCGGCCUCAUUUAUCGGUGAUUCUGCUCUUACCAAUACCUUCAUUUCAGAGCUUAGGGAGCCAAAGCAAGAACAAUAAGGAGGGAUUGGUUACACAAAGAAGAGCUUGCUUUUGUUGUUACUGCAUAGGAAUCCACAGUAUUCCUGUUUGUCUGAGACUAAUUUUUAUUUACAUAUGGUAACAUUUGGGUUUGAGAUCUAUUUGCGAAGGGCUUUUGGACCUGGUUGGCUUUAGGCCAGUUCCGGUUAGUUUCUGUCGAAUAAGUAUUGUGAUAAAGAUCGGUUGUAUCUAGUCGAACUUCGUGAUAUUGUUUAGCUCUAUACUUGUGGAUCCUACUUUUAUUAGAGAAAUAAUUUAAAUGUGAUCU
Pyrus x bretschneideri (Chinese white pear) is the source of this 1921-nucleotide messenger RNA. RefSeq lists its product as uncharacterized. Lineage: Eukaryota; Viridiplantae; Streptophyta; Magnoliopsida; Rosales; Rosaceae. The record is from RefSeq and is a predicted model, not a curated record. The coding region runs from base 193 to 1632 and encodes 479 amino acids. The transcript has 4 exons.